Molecule: messenger RNA, 2392 nt
Organism: Corythoichthys intestinalis (scribbled pipefish)
Lineage: Eukaryota; Metazoa; Chordata; Actinopteri; Syngnathiformes; Syngnathidae
Product: zinc finger protein OZF-like
Exons: 4
Coding region: 453-2099 (548 amino acids)
Source: RefSeq, a predicted model, not a curated record
UUGCAUGUAGUUCUAUAUACGUGAUAUCUAUGAGACGCAUCCUACACUAUUACCGUAGCACCGUGCAACGGCUGCAGUCAGUUGUGAUUGUGUUCCAUUGACUUCUUUCUCUCUCCCCCUCUGCCCUCCAAGUGGCCCAGGAGACUUUCUUUCCCAUCAUGCAAUCCUGGUCGGAAAUGCAAAGGAUAACUACUGGCCUAGGUGGAACAUUUUUUCUCCGUGAUUUUUUUUGUUUGAGCGCGUCUCGUUUUUCCUCGAUUUCAUUCACAUAACUAAACCGGAGCCUCGACGACGUAUCCGGCAUUAGCUACCUUAAGGACUCGAACAUAAGUCGAGCUUCAAGUCAUGGCACUUGUUGACGUUUUGCAGCCUACUUUAGCCUAGCCUAGCUGGCCAACUGCUAACAAAGCUGCAAGGCAAGUCGUCAAGCGUUCUCAAUUCAAGUGUGGAAAAUGACCGCAAAAACGACAACGGCUACAACAAAGUUCCAGGAGGAACUUUGUAGAGUUAAAGAGGAGCCCCCACGUCACCAACACUCGACUGUGUGCAAAAUAAUGCACGCAAAGGUUGUUCUUUACAGACUAGAAGAUCUAUAUGUCAGCCAAGCCCAUCGUCCUGAGCCCCAGGUGUCUGCAUGCAUCAAAGAGGAAGAAGAGGAAGAGUCACCAUACAUCAAGGAAGAGGAGGACUUCGUACCCAUUAAAGGUCAUCCCAAGUGGUGCUUUUUUCCCUCUUCAAAUGAGACAGAAAUCAAAUAUGACUACCUGACAUGGAAUGGAUACAAGACCCAUCGAGAUUACAACAUUGGUUUCAGCAAAUAUCUUAGUCCUGACGCUCAACAGCCAAAGAAAGAAGUACAACUUCCAAUCAAAAAGGAGGAGGUAGAGCUGCCAUACGUUAAAGAGGAAGACAAUAUCACCAUGUUGACUGGUGAGCCCUUGAAGCGUGAGGAUGUUCCGAGUGAGGUCAGCAGAGCAACGGAGCCUUCAAGCAGCAGCUCAACAGAUGGAUCGCAAGCACACAUUUUCAUCGCACCAUCAGACAGAAAUGGCGCCAUGUCACACUCACCUUACAAAGAUGAUGGUCAUAAGAAACCUCACCGUGGGAAAACCUUUGCUAGUAACUUUACUUGUCGUAUGCAUAUGAGGAGCCACACAGGUGAAAAUCUUCUUGUCUGCUCAGUUUGUGGUCAAAUAUUCACUCAUAAGCACCACUUAGAAUUACACACAAGAACCCACACUGUUGAAAAACCUUUUUCCUGCUCAGUUUGUGGAAAAAGAUUCACUCAGAAGAGCACCUUAAAAACACACACAAGAACCCACACUGGUGAAAAACCUUUUUCCUGCUCAGUGUGUGGAAAAAGAUUCACUCAGAAUAGCACCUUAAACACACACACAAGAAUCCACACUGGUGAAAAACCUUUUUCCUGCUCAGUUUGUGGUAAAGGAUUCAGUCAAAAGAGUGCCUUAAAAGUACACACAAGAAUCCACACUGUUGAAAAACCUUUUUCCUGUUCAGUUUGUGGUCAACAAUUUACUCGAAUUCACCACCUAAACGUACACACAAGAACCCACGCUGGUGAAAAACCUUUUUCCUGCUCAGUUUGUGGUCAAGGAUUCAGCCAUAAGGGUACCUUAAAAGUCCACAGAAGAACCCACACAGGUGAAAAACCUUUUUCUUGCUCAGUUUGUGGUCAAGGAUUCAGCCAUAAGGGUACCUUAAAACUCCACACAAGAAUCCACACUGGUGAAAAACCUUUUUCCUGCUCAAUUUGUGGUCACAGUUUCACUGAAAAGAAAGCUUUACAAACACACACAAGAACCCACACUGGUGAAAAACCUUUUUCCUGCACAGUUUGUGGUCAAGGAUUCAGUCAUAAGACAACCUUAAAAGCACACACAAGAACCCACACUGGCGAAAAACCUUUUUCCUGCUCAGUUUGUGGUCAAGGAUUCACUCAAAUGCAACAUUUAAAAGUACACACAAGAACCCACACUGGUGAAAAGCCUUUUUCCUGUUCAGUUUGUGGUCAAAAAUUCAUUCGCAAGGAUCGUAUGAAGAGGCACGUGUGUAUUUGUGUGAGAAGCAGUGGUCAAUGACUGUUUUGCCUGUCAUCGAUGCCGCCUUCACGCCUUCAUCAGAUUGUGCUCGCAGGUCAUUUGUAGUCUGUACAGUUUCCUCAAAUCCUGUUGAGGAUUGGCAGUAUUGGUGCCUUACAUGUGCUUUGUCCAAGUUGAGUCGCAUUAUUUAUACAAUAAUCUCCCUCUUUCAAACUACACUUUUCACAGCUAAUAUUUGAAACAGUAGACCCCAAAUUACAAAAAUUGUAAAUCAUUCAUCAACAAUAUAAUUACCUAAAUAUGGAAAAUUAUGAUUGGCUCACAAAUCUUAG